CUUUGAAAUCUACGCCUAUCGUAGCGGUGGAGGACUCCGAGUCAAACUGGUCGUCGCAGUACCGUAUCAGCACUGGAGGGGUUGUUAGCACCAGGGACCGAGAUGCGAUGGGAGAUGGGGUUUAUAUCCCGUACGUGCGGAUUUCCCGGCUCCAGAGGGUCCGAUCAUUAGGAUCUUGAGCGCCGGUAGAGACUCGUCGGAUGCCAUCGGGAUAUGUGCUCUUGACUGGUGCGGGUGUCCGAGUUGUUGCAUGCUACUCGGGUCCUGAAGUAAAUACUGCAAAUGCAAGAGCCACAACGACGUCAGUCUCGCUAAACAGGGCUGCUGCUUUGGGUUUUGAGCACCACGAGGAAGACGGGAUCCAUCUCAUAUGUGCAACAGUCAGAACCUCAUCAUUCCAUUUUGUUAAUUUUGGAAUUUAUUUUCCAUUUGCUAGCCCUAUGCCACACGGCAUAGAAGUCACGCCAUAAGCCCAAAGCAAGACCUGACUACAUGCAAAUGAC
Molecule: messenger RNA, 503 nt
Organism: Amorphotheca resinae ATCC 22711
Lineage: Eukaryota; Fungi; Ascomycota; Leotiomycetes; Helotiales; Amorphothecaceae
Exons: 1
Coding region: 201-470 (89 amino acids)
Source: RefSeq, a predicted model, not a curated record